AUGGCGGCCAAGUCUCGCUUCCGGUACUGGGCCGACCGGCUGGCCGUCGAGUCGGAGCCGGGGCUGACGGCGAGCCAGCUGAUGCUCACAAACCACGACCUCAAGCCCGUCGAGCGCGCCCGCCGCCAAUGGGGCGCCUGGAACUUUGUCGGCUUCUGGAUCGCCGACUCGUUCAACAUCAACACGUGGAUGAUCUCGUCGUCCAUGAUCGUCGCCGGCCUGUCGUGGUGGCAGGCCUGGCUGUGCGUCUGGCUCGGCUACGCCAUCGCCGCCUUCUUCAUCGUCCUGACGGGCCGCAUCGGCGCCGUGUACCACAUUGGCUUUCCCGUCGUCGGCCGCGCCUCGUUUGGCAUCUGGGGCAGCCUGUGGCCUGUCUUUAACCGCGCCGCCAUGGCCUGCGUCUGGUACGGCGUCCAGGCCUACAUCGGCGGCCAGUGCGUCUACCUCAUGAUCCGCGCCAUCUGGAAGUCUGGCUGGGACCGCACCACCAUGCCCGGCCCUUUCGACCCGGCUGCCUCCAGCACCCCCGACUACGUCUCCUUCUUCAUCUUCUGGCUCGUCUCCCUGCCCGCCAUCUGGUUCCCCGUCCACAAGAUCCGCCACCUCUUCACAGUCAAGGCCUACUUUGUGCCGCCCGCCGGCAUCGCCUUCCUCAUCUGGGCCAUCGUCCGCGCCGGCAGCAUCGGCGCCAUCGUCCGCCAGCCUAACACGGUCCACGGCAGCGCUUUGGGCUGGGAGCUCGUUCGCGGCGUCAUGUCCUCCAUUGCCAACUUUGCUACCCUUAUCGUCAACGACCCAGAUUUCUCGCGCUUCGCCCGCCGGCCCCGCGAUGCCUUCUGGUCCCAAAUGAUUACCAUCCCCGUUGGCUUCGCCCUUACUUCGCUCAUCGGCAUCCUCGUUUCCUCGUCAUCGGCCGUCAUCUACGGCGCCCCCGUGUGGGAUCCUCUCAAGCUGCUCGACCGCUUCAUCGACGAUGGCGGCUCCGGUCAGCGCUUCGGCGUCUUCAUCAUCGCCCUCGCCUUUGCCCUCGCCCAGCUCGGCACGAACAUUGCCGCCAACUCCGUCUCUGCCGGUACCGACAUGACGGCCCUGCUGCCCCGCUGGAUCAACAUCCGCCGCGGCGGUUACAUCUGCGCCGCCGUCGGUCUCGCCAUGUGCCCCUACAAGCUACUCACAAGCGCCAACAGCUUCACUACCUACCUGUCCGCCUACAGCGUCUUCCUCAGCUCCAUCGCCGGCGUCAUGAUUUCCGACUACUACUUUGUGCGCCGCGGCUUUCUCGACAUCCGGGAGCUAUACGACGCCCGCCGCACGGGGCCCUACUUUUACACCUUUGGCGUCCACUGGCGCGCGUACGCCGCUUACCUCGCCGGCAUCCUCGUCAACGUGGUGGGCUUCGCCGGUGCCGUCGGCACCAAGGUGCCCAUCGGCGCCACCUACCUCUACAACCUCAACUUCUUUGCCGGCUUCGGCGUCUCGUCGGCGCUGUACUGGGGACUGUGCCGCCUAUUCCCCGUGCCGGCCACGAGCGACAAGUGGAUGGAGGUCGGCGAUGAGAUUGACGACGUGCACGUGGCCUACGACCGGGACAGCGACCAGUACGACGAGGAGAGAGUGGCCGGGGAGGGCAAGGGCGGCUCAUUCUCGCCACGGGUAGAAUAA
Messenger RNA from Purpureocillium lilacinum, 1662 nucleotides. RefSeq lists its product as uncharacterized. The record is from RefSeq and is a predicted model, not a curated record. Gene Ontology annotation, molecular function: nucleobase transmembrane transporter activity. Gene Ontology annotation, cellular component: plasma membrane. Gene Ontology annotation, biological process: transmembrane transport; nucleobase transport. NCBI's taxonomy places the organism in Eukaryota, Fungi, Ascomycota, Sordariomycetes, Hypocreales, Ophiocordycipitaceae.